AUGCAAAUCGUUACCUUCUUAUCAGCGGUGUGGUCAUAUAUCAUUUCCGUUACAGUCUGGUUGAGCAAGCGAAAACUGAAGCGUCUGGUCGUAGUUAUAUCAGAAAUAAAGACGAAGGAAGUUAUGGAGCGGUGGCAAUUCGAUAUUCAGACUGAAGAAAUGAAUGAAGAAGGUGAAAAUUCCAUCAGGCAAAAGGAUGAAAAGAAAAUUAAGCAAGAAAUGUCUGAUGUGAUAAGGCAGAUUACUGCAUCCGUAACAUUCCUGCCUCUUCUUGAAGAGCCGUGCUCUUUCGAUGUUUUGAUCUACACCGGAAAAGAGACAGAGACCCCAGCUGACUGGGUCGAAAGCAGUGCUUGUCUCAUAAAGAAUAGCGAGCAGGUGCAACUACGGUCGUUUUCAACAGCGGUUCACACCGUCAAUACCAAUGUCCAGUACAAAGCAGACUUUUGA
This is a messenger RNA of Strongylus vulgaris, 450 nucleotides long. The record is from the annotation of a GenBank genome assembly. NCBI's taxonomy places the organism in Eukaryota, Metazoa, Nematoda, Chromadorea, Rhabditida, Strongylidae.